AUGUCUUCUGAUCAAAUUAAACAAUGGCUGGAAUUUGCCGACGUCGUUCUAAAUGAUAAUACAAGUGCAACUAAUCGUUAUGAGAUGGCAUUGUCACUUUUUUUGGUGCAAAUUAAAGAAGCAACACGAGGAUCUGCUCUACAAGUUAUUUUUACUGAUGCUGACCCUGCUUUAAUUGCUGCAAUACAUGAUGAAUUUCUAACUACAAAUGCUCUUAAUUGCAUGUUUCAUAUUGCACAAAAUAUUCCUCUCAAUUUAAAAAAUUAUCUUAAGGACAAUUACGAUGAGUUUAUAAGAGAUUUCUUUGAAGUACAACAGAUUAACUUCGUCAUAAUCUUUGAAUAUCGCCGUAUUCUUUCCAUUGCCUGUUUAUUACCAAAUUCGCCUAUUUAUCAAUCUAAAAAACUUGAAUUUACUAUGUCGUCUUACUCAUCUGAAUAUUCGUUUGUAUUAUCUUCAUUUGAAGAUACUCAAAUUUCUAUUAGAAAAAAACAGCCAAAAAAAAGACGGAUCAGUGAAUAUCUUGAAGAAUUUAGUACUCUUGAAACUUUUAAAUUCUGUGAUAAAU
Dentiscutata erythropus is the source of this 568-nucleotide messenger RNA. Lineage: Eukaryota; Fungi; Glomeromycota; Glomeromycetes; Diversisporales; Gigasporaceae. The record is from the annotation of a GenBank genome assembly.